Molecule: messenger RNA, 5203 nt
Organism: Sorex fumeus (smoky shrew)
Lineage: Eukaryota; Metazoa; Chordata; Mammalia; Eulipotyphla; Soricidae
Gene: ERICH3
Product: glutamate rich 3
Exons: 15
Coding region: 424-5097 (1557 amino acids)
Source: RefSeq, a predicted model, not a curated record
UGUGUAUUUUCAGAUUAUAGGUGCCUGGGGAAACCGAGCACCAAAGCAACGGGACAGAGGGGCCCGCCUAGGUCUCCUCCCACAGCAAGGCCCAGCAAAGGGGCUGGAAAGCUGAGCCGAGCUGUCAGCCAGCCCAGGCUCGCUUUCUGCGACACUCCCGCUUCCCCAGAGCCUCGCACUUGCCCUCCUACCUCCCUUAGCAACCGGGAGGCUGUGGAUACCGCCCGCGGGUGGCGGCGAGGAGGCUGCGGGCAGACCCGGCUCAGUGGGGCGGCGGCGGCCCAGCCCAGGUGCCCUGCGACCGCAGUGCGGAGCCGCCCCGCGAGCUCGACAGUCGCAGCUCCCAUCGCGCUCGGGGUCCCGCGCACCCACCCCCCCUACCCCCCCGCACCUGCCGCGGGGCCCAAAAGGGAUCUUGCAAAAAUGAGCCAUUCUCACCCCUCUGGAUUACUGGCAGCAUACAAUAGUCUUACCGAUAAACACCUGGCUGGAUAUUUUAACAAUACAAGGAUAAGGCGGCAUCUCUUAAGAUCUGGACUGAUCACAAGAAGUGGAAGAAUACUUUCUGAAAAAGAAUACAAACUAAAUAUCAUGAAGCGGGAUCACCAGAAAUAUGUCCGGGAGUGCUUGGCUCAGGCUAUUUUCCGUAAGGUUCUUGAUAUGGAGCGUUACCAUCAGCUUGAAAUAAAAAAGAAACUGGAGAAUUUAGCUAGGAAGGAACGAAUCCAAAGAUUUAAGGGAGAGCACACAAGAUGGUCUAUAGAAGAUAACAUACCAAUCUUGUCUCCCCACCCCCCAGUUGGCCCAAAGACAAACCGUGGCCAUAGUGUUCUGCUUAAUGAAGGACAUUCCAGUCCAUUAACACCGACAGCCCCUCGACCAUAUACUGCUCCGGAAAAUAUACAACCUCCUAUUCGAUUGCAGCCUCUUCCUAGUAAUCCUGCAGUAGGAACUGUUCCAAAGAUAAUUCCGGGGUCCAAAUCAAAAGGCUCAAUGCUGGAAAAUGAUGCUCCACUUUCCACUGGGGGCAAGAAGGCAAUGAUGAAGUUCAGGAACUUCACGGACAAUUCACAGGAAAUGAAUUCAUAUCUACUUCCGAACAUUAACAAUUACCUGGUGCCUAUUCCUCCUCCAUCACAUCCUCAUGGUAGAAAAAUCACAAGGGAAAAUAGACCUGAAACAUGGAGAAGGAGACAAUUUCGUCCAACCACAGCUCCAAAUGACUUUGAACCAAACAUUAAUGCUGUUGGGGAAUCAAAAAGGAUUCAUAAAAUACCUCUGCAUAGUAAUGCAACUAUUACAAUGAUGUAUUUUGGAAAAAAUGUACGUUUAUCUUAUUAUGAUCACCCAGACUUCCGGGAUGAAAUAAAAGUUUAUCAACAGCACUGUGGUGGAGAAAACCUUUGUGUCUACAAGGGCAAACUUCUUGAAAAAGAGACAUUUCAAUUUGUUUCCAAAAGACACCAUGGUUUCCCCUUCAGCCUCACCUUUUUCCUAAAUGGAAUUCAGGUGAACAGGUUAAGCUCCUGCUGUGAAUUUAAACACCGAAAAGGUUCCAGACUAGGAGGAAAACGAGGCUACUUUGGGUUUGUGUGUGUCGAGAGAUCAUCUCCUUGCUACAAGUGCAUUAUUGCAAUGGGUCUUGACAAAAAGGCAAAUCCAUUAAAACCUAGAAAAGAAAAGAGUCUUGAGAAAAGAGAAGAACUAAAGAAGAGUGACCGAAAACUGAGGAAGGUUAGAGAGCUCAUGAAAUCAAAAAAGAAUGAGGUUGAAGGGAGUAGAAAUGCUCCAGCCAUAUAUUCAGUUCAUGAAGAAUCAACAGGCAUUAGAGAAGUGAGAACCGCUGUGGAAGAAUUGGAACGCAAAGGAAAACCAGGACAAGAUAUUUGGGAAGAUGAACAGGAACAUAUAUUUAAAUAUGAUUAUGAAGAAGAUUUUGAACUAGAUGAGGAGAAACAAAAUGCGAAAACUAGUAGGGAAAGACAAACCGGUAAUCAAAGGAAUGGAAUGCCAGAUUCACCCUCAGAUGAUGAAAAAGAUCACUUAGAUACUGAAAAGGAGAAUAAAACCUCAUCACAGAAAGCAUCAGAUGUAAAUGACAAUGGGAAAAAUGAAGAUGAUGAAUGCUCUGUCAGUGAACUGGAAGAGGAGAAACAAGACAUAAAAACUAUUUCAUCAACCUCAUCCAGAAGUCACUCUUAUUCUAGUGGCAGUGAUGAUGAAUCUAUACUGGCAGAAGAGGAAGUUCAUGAUGAUAACAAUCGAAAGGGAAGUUUCUCUUCUCAGGAGCUGAAUGAAAAUGAUGACCCAGAAAAAUUCCACCUUACAAUUGAUGAGAAUACUCUAAAAAUUGAAGACCAAGAAAUAAUAAAAUUGGAUGUGGAUGCUAAGACUCUGAUAAUAGAGGAAAACCUGGAGAAUAAUCUUGAAGAAGAAAAAGAGAAAACAACCCAAAUCACUGAGGAGGAUUUAUCUGAAAAGUCUAGGGAACAUGUUUCCAAGGAAGAAAAGGAAAAGGAGAAGAGUAAGCUUUGGAAAAACAGCCCUGCUAAGGUGAAGAACAAAAAGGCAGGUCCUAGUGGGGUGGAGAAAGGUGUUGGACAGAUAAUAUCUGAAGCCUUGGAAUCUAGCUGCCAUAGCUACUAUGAUACUGAGCCUGGUGUUAGCCUUACAGAUGAUGGAAAGGAUCACUCGAUGAAGCCAGAGACUGACACAGGUUCAGCACCAAGUAAGAAUUUAGUGGUGGAAGAAAGGGCAGCAUUCAGUUCAAACAAGGAAUCUAAGCAAGUUGCAUCAGAAAUGUGUAUACUAGAGAAUAAAGAAGCAGUGCAGGAAAAUGAAGUUUCCCAGCACAUGACUGCUGACACAAUAGAGGAAAAAGCAAAUGCAGCACUAUGGGAAAAGGCAGGGGAUAAUGAAACUCUGCUGGGAGAAUGGAAGCCAAGCACAGAGAAUUCAGCCUUAGCAGAAGAGUUUAGAGGGGAAAGAGAGAUCCCUCAGGUUAUAGCUUCUGAUGUAGAAGCAGAAGGGGUGGGAAGUCUAUUCAAAGAUAUAUUAAGCCCAAAGGAAAAAGGCUCUGGAGGUUUGGAAGAAGAUGAAGCCCCUGAACAACAGGACUUAAUGCAAACAGUGCUGGAGACAGAGACAGUAAUUUCUGAAUUGGAACAGGGUUCAGAGAAUACAGUUCUGGCAAACAAGGGGAUAGCUCAGAGCUCAGAGCCUUUUCAGGAGGAAGAAGCAUUAAGAGAAGAAGCGGUCUUGGAGUUGAUAGAGGCAGAGAAGGAGAAGUAUAUGCAUGAAGAAGUGCUUGAAAAACCAGAUCAGGAGGAUAGUGUAGUGGAAGCAUCCACAGAUCGAGAGAACUGGGGACCCAUGGGAGACUUUGUAUCCAGGGAAGACAAAGAUUCAGAAGAGGCAAAACUGGAAAGUGGAGAGGAAACAGGCCAAGAAAGGAAGGAAGUUAUGGGAAGGGAAAUACUUUUGAGUAUUUCACCUUCUGAGAAGACCCAGGAAACCCCUAUGGGGAGUUUGAGAGAAAGCCAUGAACAACUCUACAUAGAAGAGGUGGCGAGGGAGGAAACUGAGACUGAGGCAGAGUCUCACAGAGAAGAUGAUAGGAAAGAAAUGUUACCUGAGGAAUUAGAUGUAGCAAGAGAGAGAAUGAAAAUCGAGAGGUCAGAAAUACCUUCAGUGGAAACUGAAUCUGAGGAAGAAGAGGUGACAAGGGCAAGUGGAUGUCAGGAUAAGGACACUUUAGAAGAAGAGCAAAAGUUUAAAGAGGAAGAAGAGGAGACAGCGAAGGAAGGACAUUCUGAGGAAGAGACACAAGUUCCCUCUGAUAAGAUGGAAUCUGAGGGGCCCAUUGGGACAUUACAACUGACUGAAGAUGUAGGGUAUCAAGGAGAAGACUCACUGAAUGAGAAAGGGGUGACAAUGUUUGAAGCUGCCCCUGGGUUUGAAAAAUCACUGAAAAAUGCAACAACUCUGAGGAGAGAGGAAGAAGGGGAAAGACUGAGGGAAGAUAGUGACACAGGGCACCAAGGUAGAGCAGAGCUGUGUCUUGGGGAGAAGGUGACUCCUCCAAAGCAAGAAGUGGGCUCAGGUUCAGAGGGUGAAAGUGUGUUAGAUGCUCCUGAAAAUGAGCCAGCAGGAAAGACAAAGGCACCUGAAGGGAAGCCCAUUGCCACAGAUGAGGCUCAUGAGGCUCAGGAGUGCACAGCUACAGGUCAAGAUGGUUUCUCAGGACAGGAGGGAAGGGAAAAAGAAGGGCCUUUACAGGGCUCACAAUUAAUGGGAGUCAUGACAACAACCCAAGAAGCCAUUCCUGAGGAAUAUUCCAUGAUGGUAAUAAAGUCAAGUGUAGACAUCGUAGGUGAGGCUGAGGAGAAGGAAGAGAACGUGAAGGAGGUAGAUGAAAAGUUCCAAAUGGGGACAGGAGAGGUGAAGGAGAACCAGAAAGGAGAAGAGAGCUUCUCAGAAGGAGUGACAGUGGCUGAAGAUCUCCACCAAGGAGGAGGAGUGGCAGCGGCUGAAAUGGCCACAGAAAAGAGAGAGGUGUUGGCAGAUUUGAAAACGGUUGAGGAGAAAACAGAAGCAAAUAAAGCCUCCUCCUUUUCAGAUGUUGCUGAAGAGGAAACUUGGGACACGGUAGGAAAAACAGCAGCUGUGAAGAAGGUGGCAGUAGAGGAAAUAGCCCUGAGUGAGGAGGAGGUGCCGGUGGUGGAGGAGGUGCCCACAACUGGGGCACAGGGGAGUGGAGUGGGGACUCUAGUAGAACCUUCAAAUGAGGAAGGGAAUGUCCCACCACUAAAACAUGAUCAGAAGGGACAGGAAGCGGAAACCAGGCUGCAGGCAGAGUCGGCAGCAGAGAAGACAGGAACAGGUUGCUGCGAUGGGUGGCAGGAGUCGGGAGCAGCAGUGGAAUUCAGAUCAGGGUUAUCCAAAGAGAGAGAGUCAAAGCUGAAUGGAGAGAGUCCACAGGAUGAAGAAACUCUUCUUAUAGAGGCCAAUUUCACUGGAACCCCAGAGAAGAUAAAGCAUGCGGUUCAAAAAGAAAGUGAUACCACAGAUGUUUCCCUGAACAACACGGAGGCUUAAGAGACUCUGUGGCAGAUGGAAAUUUUAAAGAUGUCUUCUUGAAAAAUCAAAUACCAGAGAAAGACUCAUUCAAGGAUCUUGCCAAGACUUUGAUUUUCUUUCUUUU